CGGUGCAGGGCGGCGCUUCGCCCGGCUGGAUGGAGCGUGCGGGCGCUGCGACCCCGGAGGGCGACAUGCCCGGCUUUCUUCUGGCUCUUCAGAGCGAGAGCCGAGCCGAGGCGCCGCGGGAGCGGGUGCAGGAGCAGGACUUGCGGCAGUGGGGCCUCACAGGGAUCCGUCUACGCCCUUACCAGCUGCAGGGAGUCAACUGGCUAGCCCAGUGCUUCCACUGUCAGAAUGGCUGCAUCCUGGGGGAUGAGAUGGGCUUGGGUAAGACCUGCCAGACUAUUGCACUCUUCAUUUAUUUGGCAGGAAGAUUAAAUGAUGAAGGACCGUUUCUGAUUCUUUGUCCCUUGUCUGUUUUGAGCAACUGGAAAGAAGAGAUGGAGAGAUUUGCUCCAGGUCUUUCCUGUGUAACAUAUGCAGGUGACAAGGACAAGAGAGCCUGCCUACAGCAAGACCUGAAGCAGGAGUCACGUUUUCAUGUGCUGCUAACUACCUAUGAGAUUUGCUUGAAAGAUGCAUCUUUUCUAAAGUCCUUCCCUUGGAGUGUUCUUGUUGUGGAUGAAGCUCACAGGUUGAAAAACCAAAGCUCCUUACUGCAUAAGACUCUUUCAGAGUUCUCAGUUGUCUUCAGCCUCCUGUUGACUGGAACACCCAUCCAGAACAGCCUCCAGGAGCUCUACUCACUCCUCAGUUUUGUGGAGCCUGAUCUCUUUUCCAGGGAGCAGGUGGAAGAUUUUGUUCAGCGUUACCAGGACAUUGAGAAAGAGUCUGAGUCAGCAAGUGAGCUAUACAAACUCUUGCAGCCAUUUCUGCUGAGGCGAGUAAAGGCUGAAGUAGCCACAGAGCUUCCCAGGAAGACGGAAGUAGUGAUAUACCAUGGCAUGUCAGCACUACAGAAAAAAUACUACAAGGCCAUUUUGAUGAAAGACCUAGAUGCAUUUGAAAAUGAGAUGGCGAAGAAAGUUAAACUUCAGAAUGUCCUGUCCCAGCUUCGGAAGUGUGUGGAUCACCCAUAUUUGUUUGACGGUGUGGAACCAGAGCCUUUUGAAGUUGGAGACCACUUGAUUGAGGCUAGUGGGAAACUUCACCUGCUGGAUAAGCUGUUGGCAUUCCUGUAUUCCACAGGCCAUCGAGUUUUACUUUUCUCUCAGAUGACCCAGAUGCUGGAUAUUCUCCAAGACUACCUGGAUUAUAGAGGCUACAGCUAUGAGCGUGUGGAUGGUUCUGUGAGAGGAGAAGAGAGACACUUGGCCAUUAAGAACUUUGGACAGCAGCCCAUCUUCACUUUUCUCUUGAGUACCAGGGCAGGUGGAGUUGGCAUGAACUUAACAGCAGCAGAUACUGUUAUUUUUUUUGACAGUGAUUUCAAUCCUCAGAAUGACUUACAAGCAGCUGCCCGGGCUCACCGAAUUGGCCAGAACAAGUCUGUUAAAGUUAUUCGGCUGAUUGGCCGAGACACUGUGGAAGAGAUUGUCUAUAGGAAAGCAGCCUCCAAGCUGCAGCUCACCAACAUGAUCAUAGAAGGGGGCCAUUUCACUCUGGGAGCCCAGAAAACUACUGCAGAUGCUGACCUCCAGUUGAGCGAGAUACUCAAAUUUGGUUUGGAUAAACUGCUCUCCUCAGAGGGAAGCACCAUGCAUGAACUAGACCUGGAGUCUAUCCUGGGAGAAACAGAAGAUGGCCACUGGGUCUCUGAUGCCAUGCCUACAGCAGAAGAAGAAAGCAGAGAGCCAGAGGAAGGAAAAAACCACAUGUACUUAUUUGAAGGUAAAGAUUAUUCUAAGGAGCCUAGUAAAGAAGACAGAGAAUCAUUUGAGCAACUGGUGAAUCUUCAGAAAACCCUUUUGGAGAAGACUAGUCAAGAGGGCCGGUUACUCCGAAAUAAAGGCAGUGUUCCCAUCCCAGGCCUUGUGGAGGGGUCCACCAAAAGGAAGCGAAUUUUGAGCCCAGAAGAACUGGAGGACAGAAGGAAGAGAAGAGAAGAAGCAGCGGCCAAGAGAAAGAGACUGUUAGAGGAGAAGAGGAAGAAGAAGGAAGAAGCAGAACAUAAGAAAAAGAUGGCCUGGUGGGAGUCCAACAAUUACCAGUCCUUCUGCCUGCCUUCCGAGGAGAGCGAACCAGAGGACGGGGAAGAUGAGAGCUCUGCCCAACUGGAGUAUGAGGACCCAGACUCAACCUCCAUCAGAUAUGUAAGCGGUGACGUCACCCACCCCCAGGCUGGGGCGGAGGAUGCUGUCAUUGUGCACUGCGUAGAUGACUCUGGCCGCUGGGGCAGAGGUGGUUUAUUCACAGCUCUGGAAACAAGAUCUGCUGAGCCAAGAAAAAGAUAUGAGUUGGCUGGAAAAAUGAAAGAUUUGAGUUUGGGAGGUGUCCUUUUAUUUCCUAUUGACGAUAAAGAGUCAAGAAACGAAGGGCAAGAUUUGUUGGCCUUGAUUGUGGCUCAGCACCGAGAUCGUGCCAAUGUCCUGUCUGGCAUUAAGAUGGCAGCCCUAGAAGAGGCCCUGAAGAAGAUAUUUUUAGCAGCAAAGAAGAGGAAAGCAAGUGUCCAUCUUCCACGCAUUGGACAUGCCACGAAAGGUUUUAACUGGUAUGGUACUGAGCGACUUAUUCGGAAACACUUGGCUUCAAGAGGCAUCCCAACUUAUAUCUACUAUUUUCCUAGAAGCAAGGCUGCCAUCCUUCAUCUACAGGCCUCAUCUUCAUCCUCAGGAUAGCUAGUAUCUUAACAAUCAGCUCAGCAUCAGAUCUAGCCUUCAGCAACCAGCUGAAAAAGCUGGGAAAAAAAAAAAGCUAGUUGCUCAAAACCACUGUAAUAGAGUAUUUCAACAAGGAAUCAGGAUCUGGUGGGCCUCUGAGAGACUGUUUUCUGAAUUCUACUUUUGUUCUCCUGAAUGUGUUACUGGUGUGUAAUACCUGUAAUACAGCUAUGCAAAAGUUAUUUGGGAAUAUCCUUUGGCAGUUUGCCAGUGCCCCAGUAUGCAUAGCUAUUUGUAUAAUAAUAAAUACCCUUUCUCUCUCUAAA
Molecule: messenger RNA, 3019 nt
Organism: Capra hircus (goat)
Lineage: Eukaryota; Metazoa; Chordata; Mammalia; Artiodactyla; Bovidae
Gene: CHD1L
Product: chromodomain helicase DNA binding protein 1 like
Exons: 23
Coding region: 30-2711 (893 amino acids)
Biological process (GO): DNA repair; chromatin remodeling
Cellular component (GO): nucleus
Molecular function (GO): ATP binding; DNA helicase activity; ATP-dependent chromatin remodeler activity
Source: RefSeq, a predicted model, not a curated record